AUGAAUGAAUAUGGAAAGGUCAAUGGUGCUGGCCAUUCGAUGAGUCUCUUUGAAAGUGAUAACGACAUGGACCUUCGUAUUAUGCAACUGCACAAAGCCAUCAGAGAGCAACACAUUCUUUUGGAAGCCUUGGAUGACGAUGGGCAACACCACCACCACCACCAUCAUCACGACGUGAGCGACCUGAAAUCACGCAUUAGAAGCUUGAGUGAACAGCUGCAUGGGUCAACUACGGGAGCAACGCAGACGUUGAUAACUCGAUAUGAGUUGAACAAGAAACGGUUGGAGGAUUUACAGAGUGAGGGUCAUGCUUUGGAGAAGGAGCUCGAGUACAUGGUGAACACUGGUAUUCAAAGCACUUUGGAUGCAUUGACUUUGGAGAACAACCGACUGCAUGAAUUGACUCAAUUGAAUUAUGACGAUGGCAGAAUCAUGGAGGAUAUCAACAGCCUACGACACGAUGCUCAUCACAUUGUACGGCAUGAAUUAAGCAGCUUAUCAUCAUCAUCACCAUCAUCAUCCAAAGAAGAUCGUCAAAAGCAACAGGAACGACAAAUGUUUGAAAAGGGAUUGUUUGUAUCAGCACCAUUGGCACGUUUUAUCGAAUCUCUUGAUAAGCCAACUUCAUCAUCAUCACCAUCUUCAUCAUCAUCAUCAUCGCCCAGAUACAACAACACUGUGUAUAAGCAACAACCAUUACCACCAUCUCCUCCAAUUUCCAAUUCAUCCAAUUCUAUCAACUCUCAACGUUCAACAGUGGACAUCAAAGCCGAAGCACAACGUCGAAUCGAACAACGUCGACUUUUAUUCGCUAGCAAGAACAGCAAAUCUACGAGCAAUCUACGAGCACGACGUGAACACGUUACUUGUGCACCAGAAAAGGCUAUCAGUGAGGAUGAAAAAGCAGCUCAGGAACGUUUACGCAAAGCGGAGGCUGAUGCACGAGAACGAUUACAAACUAUGCGCGAGCGUCGAAAUAAGGCACGUUUGGAAUCAGAUAAAGAGGCAUUAAGGCAACAGCAGCAAGCGCAAGAGAAAAGAAUGGCCGAGGAACGACAACGGCAACAUGAGAUGGAAGAAGAGGAGAAAACAAGAGUUGCAAAAGAACAACAACGACAACGUGAGAUUGAAGAAGAGGAAAGAGUUGCCAAGGAACAACAACGACAACGUGAGAUUGAAGAAGAGCAAAAACGAGUUGCUGAGGAACAACGACAACGCGAGAUUGAAGAAGAGGAAAAAAGAGUUGCCGAGGAACGACAACGACAACGUGAGAUUGAAGAAGAGGAUGAAAGAGCUGCUGAAGAACAACGUCAACGCCGUGCUAGAUUUGCUGCUGAACAAGCUGCCAAGGAGAAACGAUUGCGUCAAGAGGAAUUUGAACGUAAAGCACGUGAGAUUGAAGCUGCACAAAUCGAGGCUCAACAAAGACAACAACAAUGGCUCGCUGAACACCAUAAACAAGAGCACACACCCUCGGCUGACGAUCAACAACAAGAGCCUAUACCAACAUCAAAUGAUCAACAAGACAACACAAUAACAACCAUUGUUGAAGACGUUGAUUUGAGUGAUGAAGUCGAUUUUGGCACAAUUUAUCGAGUCAAGACGCUCUAUGAAUAUCGUGGUACACGUGAGGAUGAUCUUUGCUUCAAAGAGGACGAGGUGAUCAAGGCAUACCCGCACAAGGACAGCCAUAGUGAUUGGUGGUAUGGCACUUCACUGUUGACAAAUCAAUCUGGAUUUUUCCCGCGUACUUAUGUGGAAGUGGUGGAUCAAGCAUUCCGAGUUCGCACGCUCUAUGAUUUCCAAAAGACGAGAGAAGACGACCUUGGAUUUACAGAGAACGAGAUUAUUGUGGUGCAACCUUUCCAAGAUGAAGAUAGCGAUUGGUGGUAUGGCACAAACGAGGACACUCACCAGGCAGGCUAUUUUCCAAAGACAUACGUUGAAGUGAUUCCUUCGGUACCAUCCACAGACACACCAAGCAUUCAUUCAAAUCAUCCUACCUCUGAUCCAGUUACUAUCAUGCUUCAAGCACCACCCGAAGAUGACUCUUCCAGAAACAUGUCAGCUCCCAAUACCCCGGUGAUGAAGAAAGAGACAUUGAGCGCCAAUAGAUCAGAGACAGCUCGACGACGACGUGCUACAAGCAAUGUUGGAUUGGCUGGGUCAUUAUCAUCAGCACCUAUUGAUCAUCGACAAACAUCGUCAUCAUCACCAUCAUCAUCUACUAUAUCAUCUAUGUCUGCAACUCCGGGAUUGGUUACUUGGGCAAGCACUAUGGAUCCAUCGGAGCUGGCUGUUAUUUCACCUGAGGAAAGGAAACGUCAAGAAGCGAUUUUCGAACUUGUCAGCACUGAAAAGUCCUACUUGCGUGACCUUCAACUUAUUGCCAAUGUUUUCUACACUGAAUCCAUGAAAUACCUUGCACGUGAUGAACAGGAUGUGGUGUUCUCCAACAUUGAUGAUUUGUUAUUGACCAACACGGCGCUAUUGAGUGAUAUGGAAGCACGCCAAAAUGAGGGAGCGAAUGUUGCUGACAACCUCAAAUGUUAUUCAACAUACUGCCGAAAUCAAUCCUUUGCGAGCCGACUCUUACAGGAUAAGAGGAAACAAGACCAGUGGUUCAACGUAUUCUUGAAGACUGCUCAAUCUAGGCCAGAAUGUCGAGGCUUAGAUCUCUCCCACUUUUUACUAGAGCCGAUGCAACGCAUCACCCGAUACCCGCUAUUAUUACAAAAUAUUUUGAAUGCCACCCCAAGACGUCAUUCGGACUAUGGCCUUUUACGUUCUGCUCUCAUCAAGACUGAAUCCAUCUUGCAGCAUGUGAAUGAAGAAACAAGACGUUACGAGAAUAUACAAAAGAUGGAUGAGCUAAGCAGGAUAUUGGAUAUGGGAGGGCAUGCAAAAUUAAAGGUGCACGGUCGUGAAUUUGUCAUGGAAGGAGUCUUGUAUAAAGCCAAAAGCGGCCGUAAAUUGCAUGGCUAUUUAUUCAAUGACACGCUUAUUUUGACGGAACCGCUACGAGAGCUUAGCCCUGAAGGUUAUUUACAUCGGCUGUACAAGGAGCCGUUAAACCUGGAUAGGAUCAACAUCCGCCAGCUGCCACAGCAAAUGUCUAUCAAAGCUCCAUUUUCUGGUAGUACAACAGUGUCAUCGGAAGAUGCAGGGUUCCAGCUGGUAUAUGGCAAUCAGGUGAUAUCCGUGAAAGCACCCUCAAUGAGUCAAAAGCGCCAAUGGAUAAGUCAAAUACAGCAUUUCAGUGCGUUACGUUCUACGAUUCAGCGGCAAUCAUGGUCCUACAACUAG
This is a messenger RNA of Lichtheimia ornata, 3306 nucleotides long. RefSeq lists its product as uncharacterized. The record is from RefSeq and is a predicted model, not a curated record. Gene Ontology annotation, molecular function: protein binding; guanyl-nucleotide exchange factor activity. The transcript is spliced from 11 exons. Gene Ontology annotation, biological process: positive regulation of Rho protein signal transduction; intracellular signal transduction. Bases 1 to 3306 code for a protein of 1101 amino acids. Lineage: Eukaryota; Fungi; Mucoromycota; Mucoromycetes; Mucorales; Lichtheimiaceae.